This is a messenger RNA of Ramularia collo-cygni, 2634 nucleotides long. RefSeq lists its product as uncharacterized. NCBI's taxonomy places the organism in Eukaryota, Fungi, Ascomycota, Dothideomycetes, Mycosphaerellales, Mycosphaerellaceae. The transcript is spliced from 4 exons. The record is from RefSeq and is a predicted model, not a curated record. Bases 1 to 2634 code for a protein of 877 amino acids.
AUGCAGCUGUCCGGAGUGCCGCGCCGGAACCCAGGCCCAUCCUUUGCCAACCAUACUCCGCGCGCGUGGGAGAUAACAGCUAUGAGCCCCUCGCAAUUUCCCAUCUCGUCCGAAGCGUUCGGCCCAACAGGCGCGACUGUCGGGUCUGCCACGAUCAUGGGACAGGGCUCCUCCAGAACUCAGCGGGACCAAAUCCAUGAUGACAGCUCGACCAUCUUCCGCCAGGACUCUAUCCAGCAGACCGAGGAAGGCAGCCAGUAUACAUUGCCCCUGUUCGAGACAGACGACUCUUCCUCAAAUCAUUACCACUCUGCGAGUCACGCACACUACACUACUAACGCGAUCGAUCCGAGGCCGUCCUAUGGCAUAGCCAACGACAACGACAAGAUGAUGACCCAGACGAGCCUAUCGCGCCUACCAAGAGAGAAUGCUUCCCACGACCUGGCCUUCUUCCUGCGAACAACUGGACCUACUGCACCUCAACGAAAGCCAAGCAAAGCCGACGGCCCCAGACGAACAGUGAGCGCGCCAAAGAAGUUGCGCUUCUUCCACUUGGGCAAUGGAUCACACCGACAGGUGACGCCAGCGCAGGCUGCUCAUGAGCGACUGAACGGAGUGCUGCGAGAUGAAGGUGGAUUACUUGUGGAGCCCCUGCCACCAGGUGUGCAACAAAAAGUGUCAUCGACAGGCAAGCGUUAUUUGGCUGUGCAAGGACCACCAGAUGGACGACAGAGUCUUUCGACCGUGGCACGACCUGACAUUUUGAGCCCCGAGGUGCUAGAGAGUCAAGUCUCUGUCUGGUUUCRCGAUGAAGUUAACGCGAGUGAUGUAUUGGAUAGCUGGCUGUCGACAUUGAGCAGACAACAGCAUUCCAUCGACGACGACCAGAAGAGCAUCUUCCAUACUCCACCCAAGGCCAGGACGUACGAAGAAGUCGCUCACCGUCUUUCCAGACAAUUCCCAGUCCCGGUUAGGCCUGCCGCUUCCAAUCCUCCCAGCCCAAUUGCAGAAUCUACUAGCUCAAUGGCAGACUCUUACCCCAACGACUCCUUCGGCCACCCCGCUUCAAGGUCCUCCUAUGAUACCUCACGGGCUCUUUCAAGUCAUCCUGUUAUCCAGUCUGUUCCAAGCUCUCCUGGCAUAUCCCUCCCGAACGAAGAGUCGCCUGUCAAGCAUCCUGGGGAGGAGAAAGAGGUCGCAAUCAGGCAUCCGCUUCCCCGACGACUUGGCAACCAUCCCGUGCUGCUCCAUCGAUCAAGUGUCGCGUCCAGCAUGUAUCAAGGGAGCAACUCUGAUAGUCCUGGCCCACCGCCGCCAAAGAGUCCUUUGAGACUCAAGCGAGAGCAUAGAACGAUCGAAGGCAUGAUGGCCAAUGGCAGAGCAACUCCUACACCCAAGAUGGCACCGAGCAUCAAAUCAUUCAACGAGUUUGAGCGGUUCGAGCCUGAUCCGAUCCGAGCGACCGUCACCACAGAGUGCACUGGUCCUAUCAAACGACCAAAGUCUCGUAGUGGCGAUGUUGUGCAAGGUCAUCCGGCCACACGGAAGGAACGGGAGGAACGCCUUCKUGUCCGCAAGCUCAAGGAAAGACCUUCCUUCAAUCGGACCAUUGACUCUGUCGUCAAUGCACCCUCAUCAGCAACUCGCCAWCGCCUGAAGAAGAUGAGGCCGCACAUCCAGAUACCUGACUUUCGACCAACCCCGUUACGGGCACCUUCCAACACAAGCGUGGUUAGCGCUUCAAGUGCGUCAAGCUGGAGAAAACAUACACAGUCCACCGUCGGUCCGGUGUCGCCAGUACCGUCCCUGGCGAGCGAAUUCUCCGAGGACGACGACCGCACUCCGGUGUCGACUAGAGUAUCCGCUGGGGCAGCGUCGCCACAACAUUCCCCGAGGCAGAGUCCAAUCAUGCUCGUAGCUGAGAAGGUCCCCAUCCCCAAGACCAGAUCCACGCCGAAGCCAGCCCGUCUCAUUCUCAAGGACAGCAAAGGUUUUGCCCCGCGUCCUCGAUCUGCUUCGAUCGGCCGAGUUGCCGCGAGACGUAGGAGUAGGAACAGCAACAGUGUUCACUCUUCAAUCCGUUCGAAGAGUCCUGCCACGAUGCGUGAAGAAGAACUUCCACCUCUCCCGUCUCCACCGCUUCCCUCACCACCACUCGCAUCGCCGCCUCCUACUCGUGCUCUGCCACCAACACCACCAGCUUCCGGAUCCGAGAAGUCGAAGAAGUCGAAGAGUAUGGGCGAGGCCAGGAAGGAACUCCCGACAGUCCCAUCUUACGAAGUCUCGCCCGUGGACUCUACAUCCUCAAAACAUCGCACUCCUCACAUCACCUCCCAGCAGAUGGGCUCUUCCACCCGAGCAUCUACCCGAUUCGACGCUCGUCUUGAAGCUCUGGAGAAACAAAAUGCACUCUUGUCAGCUGCUCUCAUGGCCGUAUUGAAGACGAACGGAACGCUCAAUGGACCAGUGCCUGGCGUUGCUGCACCGGAAGUAGUGGAUCCACMGAGGGCGCUAAUGGCCUGGGAGCAAAGGGUUGCGAGGCGACGUGCCGCGAGUCAUGCACCUUCAAGCAGUGACGGGAGUGCCUUGGAUAUGUAUAUGAAUACGAGACGUGCUAGUAAGCAGGGACGCUGA